AUGUCUUAUAACAUAUGGACGGCUGCAGCCGAUGGUAAACUGGAAAUCGUGUCACAAUUAAUAGAAUCAGGAAAUUUCAGUCCGAACAUUAAGGAUGAAAAUGGUUACACACCAAUGCAUGCUGCCGCCUCGUAUAAUAGGAAAGAAAUAUUGAGUUACCUUAUAUCUAAAGGUGGUAAUGCAAACAUUCAGGAUAGUGAUGGUGAUACACCCUUGCAUCAGGCUGAAACUGUGGAAACAGCCAAAAUAUUACUAGACGAAGGUAACGCAGAUCCAAGAACUACAAAUAGUGAUGGAAAGACAGCACUUGAAACCCUUCAGGAAGACAACGAAUUCCCGGAAUUAAUUAAAUUUUUGCAAGAUUUGAGUUCACAAAGUAAUGUUACAACAUCUGUUGACCAAGACAUCAUUCAAAAGACAUUUAAUGGACAGCCUAUUCAGGUAUAUCUCUCUAGGUUGCAGGACGAUAACUCUCCUGAGCUUUUGAAGAGAAGAGAACAAAUCCAAAAAAUUAUGACACAGGAUAUACCAGAAGCAGAAAAGGACGAAAAACUAAAAAAGCUCGUAUUAGAUGCAUUAACCAGCGAUGUUGUCGAAGGGGACGGAAAUCCGAAAAAGAGAAGACUGUAA
Molecule: messenger RNA, 630 nt
Organism: Brettanomyces bruxellensis
Lineage: Eukaryota; Fungi; Ascomycota; Pichiomycetes; Pichiales; Pichiaceae
Exons: 1
Coding region: 1-630 (209 amino acids)
Molecular function (GO): protein binding
Source: RefSeq, a predicted model, not a curated record